This is a messenger RNA of Cynara cardunculus var. scolymus (artichoke), 2198 nucleotides long. RefSeq lists its product as uncharacterized. Bases 152 to 1759 code for a protein of 535 amino acids. The transcript has 6 exons. The record is from RefSeq and is a predicted model, not a curated record. Lineage: Eukaryota; Viridiplantae; Streptophyta; Magnoliopsida; Asterales; Asteraceae.
CCUUCCAGAAUCCCUACAUUCCUUCCGCCCAUGAAUUCAUUGCAUGUUUUUCGAUCCAUUUGAACGAGUCUUCUUCUCCAUAAAUUUCUUCUGUUUCUUGUUAUUCUUUUGGAACUACUUCCAACUUUAUAUAUAUAUAUAUACUUAAAUCAUGGUUCAACGAAUGUGGUCGGAGAAUAAGAAGAGCAAUACCUGGCUAUGGCCAGAGCCGGAAACGACUGAUUUUUCCGGCGGAAAGGGUCCAAUGAAGUUGGAAGACAUCGAUGAAGAGUUACCGCUUCAUAAACGACGGAAAUCGUCGUCUUCCCGGACAACUAACGAGUGGAACCUUGAUAGCAAUGAGUUUCCUUUCCCACCUUAUCAUUUUAACCCGCUUAACGAGCCAAGUCCUUUGGGUUUGAGGCUAAAGAAGAGUCCAUCAUUGUUGGAGCUAAUUCAAACGAGGCUGUCCCAAUGCAAUAAGAACAAGGGCACUUUGCCGAGUGAAAAUCUUCAAGUGGGAAAUAAGAAGGAUGUUAAGGCAAGAGCUGGGACUUCUGGUCCGAUUGAUAAAUUGAAAGCCUCUAAUUUCCCAGCUCUACUUAUAAGGAUCGGGCAAUGGGAGUAUGCAUCACAACACGAAGGGGAUUUAGUAGCGAAAUGUUACUUUGCAAAGCAUAAGCUUGUAUGGGAAGUUCUAGAUGGCGGGCUAAAGAAUAAGAUAGAAAUUCAAUGGGCAGAUAUCGUGGCUCUAAAGGCAAAUUGUCCAGAUAAUGGGCCUGGCACUUUGACUAUCGUGCUUGGUAAAAAACCACUUUUCUUCAGAGAGACCGAUCCACAGCCUAGAAAACACACCCUUUGGCAGGCAACCUCAGAUUUUACCAAUGGAGAAGCAACCAGAUAUAGGCAACAUUAUCUACAGUGUGCACAAGGUGUGCUAAAUAAGCAUUAUGAAAAGUUGAUCCAAUGUGAUACGCGGCUUAACUUUCUUAGCCAACAGCUAGACACAGUUUUGGACUUGCCAUUUGCUUCCAUUAAGGAUCCAGGCAACAAUGUUGUCAACCGACCAGAAAUGUCAGAAGGAUCCUCCGUAUCUGGCAUCAAGGGCAUGGUUAUGCCAUCUGCUUCACAGCAUUGGUACUUGAAGACCAAGGAACUGGGCACUCUAGUUUUGCCCCAUGGAGACUUUGCGGAAGAUACUCCCUCUCCCAAUUCAGCAGUGUCUAUUCAUGGCUUUGAAGAGAAUGGAUUUGGGGGAAGUUGUGCCCUACAGGGGCCAAAGACUUUUUCGGCGCAAAUAAAGACGCCCAGGCUCCAACAGACUAUGUCAAUAUCCGAUCUUGUAAACCACAUUGGACACUGUAUUUCCGAGCCAAAAUCUGCUGGGAUUUUACCCUUACUCGAGAACGUGUCAGCUGGUGGCAAUCAAAAAGAUGCGCUCGAGAAUAUUUCCCAGAUUCUGCUGAGCGAUACCCAGUUAACAACAGCUUCAGAUGAGAAAAGUCUGCUGUCAAGAGUCGACUCGCUAUCUUCCCUUCUUCAGGACUCCAGCUCUGUCCAGAAUCAUGUACAUGAUGGAAAUGAUUCUUUUACCCCUGACUGCCAUCCAACGACUGAAAUUGGGUUGAAACAAGGUUGGGAAGAGGAGUAUGGUAAUGCUUCUGAUAUUAUGUCAGGAAAGGACUCAUUUAGUGAGUUGCUGCAUGAGCUUCCGGGAAUUGCAUCCCUGCAAAGGUUAUUGUUUGAUAUCUCGAAGGAUGGUGAGAUCUUGAAUCCUUAAACAGAAUCAACUUGAAUCUGUAAAUAUGAUUCAUCUAUCGUCUUCUGGGGAAGUACAUAUGGAUUUGGAAAUGUGCAGAUCGUGCAUUGGUGAAGAAUCUCGAGCUCUUUUCUUAUGCAUCGUUGUCGUUAUCAUCUGGGUUGGGUUUCCUGUUAAUAGGUUUGUUUAUUAUGAUUAUGAACAUGUUUCUUUAGUUCCAGCUGCUUUUGGAACAUCUGUUGCCAAAAGUGCAGGGGGGUUUUCUUUCAAAUUAGGAUACGUGAUUAGUCUGAAAUGAAGAGAAUGAUGCAUUUUAGAUUUCUUUUUGGUUUUUAGAACGUAUGUUUCAAUUCAAGUUGAAAAACACAAAUUGAAACAUAUUAUCUCAAAGUUAUUCGUUGAAGGAUAUUUUGAGCAAGGGUUAAAAGUUUGGCCUCAAAUAGUUUUCUUAUAUUCAAGC